This is a messenger RNA of Ectocarpus siliculosus, 3560 nucleotides long. The record is from the annotation of a GenBank genome assembly. NCBI's taxonomy places the organism in Eukaryota, Phaeophyceae, Ectocarpales, Ectocarpaceae.
AUGUUCCGUCCGUGGAACGGCGGCGCCGGAAGAACACAAGCGUCUGGGCCCCAGCAACAGACCGAGUCCAAGCCCAUGGAAACGCCUGGAGGACGGCCGCAGCAACAGCGAGUCAGCGGCAUCCCUCCCGUGGGUGCACCUGCCCCAGCCGCCGCGCCACCUAAAGACCCCUUCCGUACGAAGCGUCAACUGCCACGGACGCCUCUGUCCUCGAAGACCGGCAACAGGUUGCCCGGUUCUCGAGCACGCGCAUCCCCCUCCGUAACCAAAAUCCCCCGCUCCUCGCACUUCGCACGCUCGGCGUCUCCGGCGCGUUCGCCGCCUGCUGCCAGCGUGAGCACUCCCACUGGCGGUGGCUCUUCGGGUGCUCCUGCUGCAGCGGGACAAGGUGGUGGUGCUGUUGGCGAGAUCGUCACCACCCCUGCGGCCGACACCAAGCGAAUAGAGGAAGAGAUGCUCGCCGCUUUCGCGAGGACGCCCAAGGUGGCAAGGACGCCGCCGAAGGGCUCCGCUCCUCGAGGAGGACAGGAAGCAGCUGGUGGUGCACGUCCAGCGCCAAGACUCUCGGCAAAGACGCCGGAACCGGCAGCUUUCGGAGGCCAGCCAGGAGGAGUCGGCCAGCAGCAUCCCAACGGCAGCAGAAUUCCGCCGCAGGCGGAGGCGGAGGCGGAGGCGGAGGCGGAGGCGGAGGCGGAGGCGGAGGCGGGUCGGGUGCCUGACGAGGACCCUUCCAGGGGACCCGUAGCAGCAGAGCCCGCCUUCGAAUCGGUCUUCGGAGGGAGAGCGAAGGUUGCAAGGACCCCUCCACAAAGGGUCGACGCAGUCCUAUCGACGGAGAAGAAAGGCGCGGCCGGGGUCGGACAGCAGGUGGCAGCCAACCCGGAGGGAGGCUACUCCGGCUUGCACGGCGGCGGCGGUAGCAACGGCGGGCAAGAGGAGAGGGAGGGCGAGAGCAAGGCGGGCUUGAACGACGCGCAGGAGAGCCAACGACAGCAGCAGCGGUCAGGCUUUGGCGUCCCUUCAGCGACGGCGGCGGCGCACGCUCCCCUGCCGGCAGCACCAGAACGGGCAGGAGUGCGGGAUGCUGCCGCCGGUGGCUCCCCCGCCCGGCUCGCUUCGCCGUCGGUGAGCACCGACAGCAGCUUCACCAACGCGGCGAACGUCAGGAGCCUGGCGGGUAGCUCUUCGAAGGCCCCCGAUGUUGUCGGCGGGAGACCGGGCGGAGGCGGGUUCUGUGGAGCGCUUACCCCCGCGGCCUUCAAAGGGCUCACGUCGGCGAUGAGGACGCCCUCCACGGGAAUGGAACGCCGCGGUGCCCCUGCCAACGAGGUGCCCCAAAUGAAGUCACUCGAUGCUGCCGUAGCCCCAACUGCACACCACAAGCCUGCUCCCCGAGGCCCGUCAGCCGCGAGAGCCAUGAACCGGGCAGCUCCUCCCAGACCCCGUUAUGCUUCGUCUGUUGCCGAGGCUAAAGCGGCCGCGGAAGCCGCUGCCGCGGCUACGGCGGCGAGGCGGGCCAAACCUGCGGCCGCUGCCGCUACCGCCGCUGAAGCUGGCCCCACGGCCAGGGAUACAGAGCCGAUCACAUCCUCCGGAGGUCGUUUUGCCGCCGCCGCUGCAGCCGGCCCCGCGGUCAGCAGUACGGAGCCGAUCACAUCCUCCGCAGACACUUCUGGUCCCCCUGCGAGCCCAAGCGCACCGCCAUCAUCCGAAGCAGUUCCUGCUGCAGAGCCUGGAGAGGCUCUUGGAGGUGCCGGCGGAAUGGCUGCCCCGUCGACGUUGGGUGAGGCUGACCCGGGUCCGGUGGCUUCGCACACGGUGCCGACGGCAAAAGAAGGUGCGCCGGCGGGCCCCGGGGAGUCUGGCAACGGCAGGACCGAUGCGGAGCUGGGUGUCGAUCCUUUCGUCCGCUCGCAGAAAAUCGCCCGCACCCCUACCCGCGGUCCGGCAGUCGGCGCGGUCCCCCGUGGCGUUGCCCCCGCCACAGACGUCGCCGAGACAGCGGCUGCCGAUGAGACAGCGGCUGCCGGGGUUACCACUACCCAUGGUGCCGUCGCCCACGGCACCCAAGACGGAGAUGCUGAUGCUGUCCCAGGCACGGAGAUUCGACCGGAGGAGGCUACGCCGGAGGUCGGAGUGGAAGGGGAGAGAUCGCCGGAGGCGCCGGGGGGGGACCCUUUCGCGAGCAGGAGCAAUAUUCCUAGGACUCCGACCGAUCAGGUUGCGCCGCCCCGGGAAUCCUUUGUUCAGGAGGGGGGGGAGCGGGUCGAGAGGGGGGACGCGGGGCCGAUGGGAGAAGGGGAAGCGCGGCUGCGGAUCGGGGAGUUGCACCAAGAGCUGGCAUGCAUGACGGACAGGCUCACAAAGCAGGCCGAGGAACGGAACAGGCUAGCGGACGUCGCCUUCGAGGCCCAGGACGAGGCCAUCAAGCUCCGACAGCAGCUGGAACAAUUCCAGCAGCGGGAGAGGAAAAACGGCGGCGACGGGGCCCCAAGCGACGCGACCAGCGGCAGCAACGGCGAGGGCGGUGGGCCCUCGGGGGAGGGUGGUGCGGCGGGAUGCGCGGAAGAUGAGACGGACGCGCGCGUGCUGCAGCUGGAGAUCGAGAAGCUGGAGACCGAGCAGAGCAAGGUGGAGGCCGAGAGGGAGGCCCAGCGUGCGGCGGAGGAGGCGAGGCGGGCGAAGGCUGCCCUUGACGAAGCAAGAGCUAAGGUGCGCGAGCUGACCCUUUCUGCGGAGGCUCAGCGUGAAAAGAUGCUUGAGGAGAAACUCAGGAGGGACCGCGAACAGUGCAAGCAAGACGAGAGGGCCAUCGAAGAACACCAGAUCAAGGUGAAGCUGUUUAUCGCCAACAAGCGUGCCGAGAUCCUUCGGGCACAAGCCUCCGAGAAAGAGAGGCUUCGGGCAGAGCAGGUCGUGCGCUCUGCGGCAGUCGCCGUGGCCGGUAGGGCGUUUGAGGUGGUGCGGGAGCUCGUGUCGCGGAACGCCAGGAUGUCAAGGCGGGUCGCUGGUUGGCGGGCCAUCGUGGAGGAGCGCCAGCGGCGCGUCUCGGAGCUAAAGGAAAGGUCAGCCCUGCUGGAAGCCAGCGGAAGAUCUGCUCAGGACGAGGCCGAGGCGGUGCGGGAGCAGCUGGCUAGGGCGAUGGAGGACCUGGAGGCCGCAAAGGAGUCUAGCGGGGAACUCGAGGGGGGGGGGGUGCUCGUUGCUUGAAGUGGACCAAUAUAACAUAGAGCCAUCCAAGCAAAGCUUAUUACUCACCUGAACGACCUGACCAACCACGCAAAAACUGCGGAGCUAGAUGUGCGGCACGCACAAUGAAUUGUUUUCGAUUGGAGAGAGGCGAGUACAAAGCAGUAAGGAAUUGUUGGCCAAACUUUCGGCAGAUAGGUCUACUCGGGAGCGUAAGUGGGGUAGCAACCCAUGGUGGAGCGUACACGAGAAGCUGGACGUUGGUGUACGAUCCAUCCCGGCGUGUGAGUAGGAUCUUAGGCUAUGCAAGUCGUCCCUGAACUUAUUGUGGUGAAAAUGACCUCCCAGGAGGAAAGUAGCCUGUACCGCGG